This is a messenger RNA of Miscanthus lutarioriparius, 714 nucleotides long. The record is from the annotation of a GenBank genome assembly. Lineage: Eukaryota; Viridiplantae; Streptophyta; Magnoliopsida; Poales; Poaceae.
AUGGCGAUGGCGGACAAGCUUGACCCUGAGGCCGCCGGCGCCGGCAGCGCGAUGACAGAAAUUGAGCUAACAGAUGGUUAUCGCCUCGAAGCUGAUGUCAUUGCUUCUGAUUCUACUGGGAGACCACUACUAGCACCCGACAAAAAUCAAUUGGCUGAUGUGGGAAAAGGUGCCCCUUAUGGACAAUGCAGUAUGCGAAAUGACUUCCCCGGGAACAUCUGCAUCUGUCAAUCCUUCCAUACUAUCUUCAAGCCAGGUGGUGGAGAUGACUGGCAAGGUUGCAACAGUCAAGCAACCAGUUGCCUGUCUGCCUGUUUGGAGGUAUCUUCAGAUUCAGGAAUUUCUGCAUAUUCAAAGCAUGCAACCAAAUCAAUGGGAGUUCAGGAAGGUGGUGGCGAUGCUAUGACUUGGGCUGUUGUGGAUGAGGCUAUUGGUGCAACUCAGGUUCCAGAGGGACGUAACUUGCCUAGGGCUGCUGCUACUCGUGCUGCUGUUGCUGCCCCUGUGAGGCGUACUUAUGCUAGGAACAGGAAGCGUCCAAGGAACACAGUGACUCAAGAUAUUGAUGAAGUUGAUGAUGAAGACCAAGAUCAGCAUGUAGAUUCAGCAAUAGCAAUGGAGGAGGAUGAAGAAUCUGCACCAACUGAAACUGGAGAUGGACCAACUGGAGAUGGAGAUGGAGGCUUCAAUUUUAAUGUUGAUUUGCUUAAUUAG